AUGAGCAAAGUUGUCUCUAACUUUCUUUCAUUAACAUGGGAAGGGAAUGAUUUAGAUUCUAAUCAAUACUCAUCACCAUGUAAAAAAAUCAAACUAUUCGGGAUUGAGCUAGAUCCUCUCAACGAUGGUUUGACGACGUUCAACAAACAAGGGUUAGGCGAUAGUGAAGAAAGUACACGUUCGCGUUCCACUACAGUAUCCUCCUCCGAUAAAGACAAGUCCCUAGAUGCAGAUUCUGAAGAGAUGAAGAGCUUUAAAUGCGAUUACUGUGCCAAAGUGUUUGUUAACUCACAAGCCUUGGGUGGACACCAAAACGCGCAUAAAAGAGAAAGAGUCAAGAAGAAAAUGUUACUAUUACAAGCUAGAAAAGCCACUAUCGAUUACUACCUUAAACCCUACGACCAGAUUACCAACAAUAAUUAUGGAGUUAACAUAAGAUUUCAAGGUUAUAGUGAUAGUGAUUUGACUACAUUUGGUUUGUACGACGAAGAUCUGUUAUCGUUUGAGGGCAUGUACAACUCUGCUUAUUAUAAGCAAGCACCCAAGAUGUCAAGAAAGACGCUAGACCAUUCUAAGCAAACUUAUCAUAGUUUGGAUCUUCAAUUGUGUCUUUAA
This is a messenger RNA of Erigeron canadensis, 615 nucleotides long. Its product is annotated as zinc finger protein 5-like. Gene Ontology annotation, molecular function: DNA-binding transcription factor activity; transcription cis-regulatory region binding. Gene Ontology annotation, biological process: cytokinin-activated signaling pathway; trichome differentiation; gibberellic acid mediated signaling pathway. The transcript has a single exon. Bases 1 to 615 code for a protein of 204 amino acids. Gene Ontology annotation, cellular component: nucleus. The record is from RefSeq and is a predicted model, not a curated record. Lineage: Eukaryota; Viridiplantae; Streptophyta; Magnoliopsida; Asterales; Asteraceae.